This is a messenger RNA of Daldinia vernicosa, 1576 nucleotides long. RefSeq lists its product as uncharacterized. The transcript has a single exon. The record is from RefSeq and is a predicted model, not a curated record. Bases 167 to 1315 code for a protein of 382 amino acids. NCBI's taxonomy places the organism in Eukaryota, Fungi, Ascomycota, Sordariomycetes, Xylariales, Hypoxylaceae.
GUCUUACCAGGCGGGGUGAUCCCGAUGCUACUACCACCCAAACGAGCUUAGGUAGGUACCUACCUCUUAGACUACCCAAAUUAUGUAAUAUGGAACAAACCUAGCUUCCUCCAUGUCAACAUGAUCCAUCAAAGUCGACAUUACCUAUUUUUAAUACGAAAUCAUAAUGUCUUGGGAUUCUAAAUCUACCGUUAGACGACGGCAAAAUAGCUCUGUGAGCUCUUCUAAAUCACUACCACACCAUAUAAAACAACAGUCGAAGCAACCUCUACAGCCAAAAUCUCCUCAUGUUACCGAUCCAUUCCUCCAAAGCUUCCUCGCCCCAUCGUUCGAUCCGGCCGAGUAUCUUAAUUCUUCGCUUCCAACACUCCAAACUACGACGACUUCAUCCUCAACUCGAACAACCGAUGGUGCGGUUCCCUUAGCAGAACUAUCUAGCCAAGCUCAGACACAACUCUCCCAAUUGAAUGCCCAUACAACAAGGUUGACUACUAUUCUCACGCAAUUAACCGAUGAUAUACUGCGGAGCGGGAGCCGCCUGGCAUACGAGGUUGAACUCCUGCGCGGCGAAACGUUAAGCCUAUCGGAGACAUUGUCAGAUGGUUUACACGAAGAAAUUGCGAGGUUCAUUCCGAAAGGCACACAAGAACAAACAGAUACCAAGACAAAUGGGGUUGUUACGGCUACUGAGAGACGAACGCCAGAGGCGACAGCACCCACAAACCUAGAAUAUAUUCCACAAAACGGCACCGGUCUGGACCCGCCAUAUAUAAGUCAACUACAAACCCUAACAUUAGUACGCUCACGAUUGGACACCGUGGUCAAAACGUUUGGCGAAGCUAUGGAAUUCGUGUUCCCGCCUUCCGAACUUUCCGUCAGCUCAUCAUUCCUCUCUGUCUCGGCACCGGAGCCAGGAGUAGAAGCGCACAGCACAGAAGAAAAAGGACAACAAGUACUCAAGCAGCUGAAGGAAGAUAUAUCUACCUUGCUCACGAGAAAUGCUGAUCCUGUCGAGGGGAUAGAGAAGGCCGCACGCCGUAUCGAAGAGCUUAAGGAGCUAUCAAAGGUAUGGAAUGGGACAGCAGAGGAGAAAGGAAGGACAAAAUUUAUUGAAGGUCUGGCUAAAAUGGUCGAGGAUCGACACAAGGAAUUACUGAAGGAGGUGGAGCAGAAUGACCGCCACGAUGGCAAGGCAGACUUGGAUAACAGCUCUAAAAAAGCUGCUACUGCUAGCUCCGACGGAGGCGGCGCGGAGAACAAACCGCUGUAUGGAAUAAUGAGUCAGUUACAGAGGCUCCGGGCUGGCCUACAAUGAUUCAAAAGGUCAAACCUCAAGUGUGUAGCAUUUGAUUGUGACUUGAGCUAUGUGGGUAUGCGCGGAUGACUGAAUUUGUGUAAUAAUGUUGCAGUAGCCGAUCAGAGCCUAUAUUGCUCAUUGGUGUGAAACAGUUGUGAGUAGGCUGUUUGCUACUACUUGUAGGUUUUCCACGAGUUGUAAUAGGUAAGUUACAUGCUUCCCAUGUCUUUAAGAUACGGCCGUCCAACACAGCCAUUAAAGUCCGCCCCAACUCUGUCC